This is a messenger RNA of Protobothrops mucrosquamatus (brown spotted pit viper), 2950 nucleotides long. RefSeq names its product ral GTPase-activating protein subunit alpha-1. Gene Ontology annotation, molecular function: GTPase activator activity. Gene Ontology annotation, biological process: positive regulation of GTPase activity; regulation of small GTPase mediated signal transduction. Lineage: Eukaryota; Metazoa; Chordata; Lepidosauria; Squamata; Viperidae. Bases 10 to 2211 code for a protein of 733 amino acids. Gene Ontology annotation, cellular component: cytoplasm; nucleus. The record is from RefSeq and is a predicted model, not a curated record. The transcript is spliced from 13 exons.
GCUUGCAAUAUGCUUAAUAUGCUGGUUCAUUACGUACACAGGCUACAAUUAUACCAGUCUGAUUCACCAUUAAAAAUUAUUCAAAUAUUGAUAGCUACCAUCACUCAUCUCUUGCCCAGUACAGAAGCUUCUUCUUAUGAGCAAGAUAAAAGAUUGGUGGUAUCUCUACUUCUUUGUUUGUUGGACUGGACAAUGGCAUUGCCACUGCGGACAUUAUUACAGCCUAUUCACCCUGCAGCAUCUGAAAAUGAUAAAACUGAAAAAUCUGUUCUUAAUUACAUAUAUAAGGUUCUUCAUGGAUGUGUCUAUGGAUCUCAGUGCUUUAGUAACCUGAAGUAUUUUCCAAUGAGCCUGUCUGAUUUAGCAUCCAUGGAUUAUGAUCCUUUUAUGCAUUUGGAAAAUUUGAAAGAACCAGAACCCCUCCAUUCACCUGAUUCGGAACGGUCUUCCAAACUCCAGCCAGUCACAGAAGUAAAAUCUCAUAUGCAACAAGGACUGAUCUCUGUGGCAGCUCGUACUGUGAUAGCUCAUCUGGUAAACCACUUAGGCCAUUAUCCAAUGAGUGGGGGGCCUGCUAUGCUAACAAGUCAAAUAUAUGAAAAUAAUGACAAUCCUUUCUGCGAGAACCUUGAACUUUCUCCUGAGCUUUUUGAGAACCCCAACCUCCAGUUCUUUGUAUUAAAUAAUACCACAUUAGUUUCAUGUAUACAGAUAAGAGCAGAAGAGAACAUGCCUGGAGGAGGUUUGUCUGCUGGACUUGUCUCAGCCAAUUCAAAUGUCCGAAUUAUAGUGCGGGAUCUGUCUGGGAAAUAUUCUUGGGAUUCUGCCAUCAUGUAUGGGCCACCCCCUCUAUGUGGCCUAAGUGAACCAACCACGUUUAUGCUUUCACUGCCCCAUCAAGAGAAAUCAGAAAAUGCCUCAGAACGUCCUGUGUAUACAGAAGAAAUGUAUGUAAAGGAUGGAAUUACUCUUCCACUAAAAAGAAGAUUUAGAGACAUUGUGCCAACGUGGGAUACAAUAAAGGACGAAGAAGAUGCCCUGGAUGAGCUUUUGCAAUAUGUGGGAAUCACUAGCCCUGAGUGUUUACAGAGGACAGGUGUGUCUCUCAAUAUACCUGCUCCUCAACCGAUUUGUGUGUCAGAGAAGCAGGAAAAUGAUGUAAUCAAUGCAAUCCUGAAACAGGACACUGAAGAGAGAGAUUUUAUUGAAAAGCACUUCAGUGACUUAAAUAUGAAGGCUAUGGAGCAGGAUGAACCAAUUCCACAAAAGCCCUAUUCAGCAUUUUACUAUUGCAGGUUGCUCCUUAGUAUUCUUGGCAUGAAUUCUUGGGAUAAAAGGAGAAGCUUCCAUCUUCUGAAAAAAAAUGAAAAACUACUUCGAGAACUUCGAAAUUUGGAUUCAAGACAAUGCCGAGAGACGCACAAAAUUGCAGUAUUUUAUGUUGCUGAGGGACAAGAAGAUAAACACUCCAUCCUGACUAACACUGGAGGAAGCCAAGCAUAUGAGGAUUUUAUAGCAGGUCUUGGUUGGGAGGUGAACCUAACAAAUCAUUGUGGUUUUAUGGGAGGACUACAGAAAAACAAAAGCACUGGAUUGACCACUCCAUAUUUUGCCACUUCAAUGGUUGAAGUAAUGUUUCAUGUAUCAACCAGAAUGCCUUCUGAUUCAGAUGACUCCCUAACAAAAAAGCUUAGGCAUUUAGGAAAUGAUGAAGUUCACAUUGUCUGGUCAGAACAUACUCGAGACUAUCGAAGAGGAAUCAUUCCUACAGAAUUUGGAGAUGUACUUAUUGUUAUAUAUCCAAUGAAAAAUUACAUGUUCAGUAUUCAAAUUAUGAAAAAACCUGAGGUCCCAUUCUUUGGUCCAUUGUUUGAUGGUGCUAUUGUGAAUGGAAAAAUUCUUCCUAUUAUGGUCCGAGCAACAGCUAUAAAUGCAAGCAGAGCUCUGAAAUCGCUCAUUCCAUUAUACCAAAAUUUCUAUGAAGAAAGAGCUCGGUAUCUCCAAACAAUUAUUCAGCACCACUUAGAUCCUUCAACAUUUGAGGAUUAUGCAUCUCAGGUCUUCUGCCCAGCAUCCUGCCACCAUUUGCCCCCUGAAACUGUUGAAAGAAAUGGUGUGAUAUUUCUUCUCCUUCCCAAGCCACCUCUAGAAAGAAUUGGCCACUUCAAGGUAAAGGGCAAAGGCUUGAACUGGAAGGUCUAUUCACACUAGCCGUGAAGGGUAGACUGUGCAGAGCACCAACCAGCAUUGACUUUUUAUGCACUACCCUACCAUUUGGAAUGCCAUGAUUCCUUGUAAAAUACGAACAAGAUAGAAUGUCUGAAUAUUGAUGUGUGCUGGGCAGGUGGGGAUGAAUUUAAAUAAACAAACAAAAAACUGUUCUCCUAGGUGGAAGAAGCCUUCUAAGGCAUAACAAAUUUUCUUUUACUGUGGAUUUAUAUACUCCAUGCCUAAUCAGUUGAAAAUCAUGAACUGCGUUUUUUAUGGAUGCCCUUGAAAGGUAUUUGGAAACUGCUGCAUUAACUUGCUUUUUGACACACAUUCCUUGUUUAUUAUGUUAACAGUUUCUUGUAAGUUGUAUUGGCUACCAGCUUGUUUCCAAACACAGUUCAAGAUAGUGGUCUUUAUAUGUAAAGAUACUAGUCUUUUUCCUAAGGAGAAGAGGUUGAGGGACUAAAAUAUUUGUAAGAGCAAUCCUCCCAUUAUAAAUUUCCCAUGCCAAAUGGCUUAGGAGCUAGCCUUCUAACCAUCAAACUAAACACUGUUGGUAAGAAUACAAGAGAGUAAACUGUUUUGGAAUGUAAAAGUUAAGUUACAUGUGGGAUCAUUUCUAGACCAAAAAAUAGCUUAUAUCUACCUAUCUAUUAUUUGAUUAAUUGAUCAAUCUGUGUAUCCAUAUACAGAAAAAAGGAGAAAAGCUAUUUCAGGAAGUACUUGGAAAGCACAAACU